GGUUAGAAGCCUGCGAGCCUGCGCAGUCUGUAGCUCCGCAGAAGCCGAUUCGGACGUAGUUGUGACGUCCAUUAGUUGCCCGGCAUCUAUCGGCAGAGCGGUUGUGAGUCAACAUGACAUCCAGUUCAGAAAGUCCUCUCCUUGGCCAUUAUGAAACAGAAGACAGCCAAGGCUCAAAACUGAUAAAAAAAUCUCGGGAGUCCCCAUUUGUUCCAGUCGGCAUUGCAGGAUUUGUAGCAGUGGUGGCCUAUGGGCUGUACAAACUGAAGCACAGAGGGGACACUAAAAUGUCCGUUCAUCUGAUUCAUAUGCGUGUGGCAGCACAGGGCUUCGUUGUGGGUGCCAUGACCUGCGGUGUCAUUUAUUCCAUGUAUCGAGAAUACUGGGCCAAGCCUAAGCCGUAGGAAACAGUCAAUUGAAACCUACGCGUGCUGGUGUUCUUAUGUACUUUAGUGGUAGACCUCACACGGAAAUGAUGCUGCAAUGAUAACAAACACAAGGGUGUGGCUCUGACUUUGUACGUCUCACGCAUGGUGUUAACCUCUAUGUUGCCAGUGCUACAUUAGGUUGUGUCAAAACCUGUUUUCUGUCUUUUGAGCUCAACUGUUUUACAGUGUACAACACUUUUCACUAUACAGUAGGGCCUCGCUUUACGGCGUUCCGCUUUAAGGCAUUCCGCUGAUGCGGUGGCUUUCAUUUUCCAUUUUAAAGGGUUUUUUCCCCUUUUGCACUGUUUUGCGCCGUUUUCGCAUCAUUUUCGCGCGACGUGGCCCAUUAAAGUCAAUGGGGUUCUGCUUUACGGUGUUUUCCGCUUUAUGGCGGGGGUCUGGAAUGAAACCUGCCGUAUAAUCAGGGCCCUACUGUACAUACCUGGCACUUAGGCACUCUGUGGGUUAGAGGUCCACAAUUUUCUCUUCAGAGGCUGUUCUUAGGAUGUGAAUAAGCAAGCAAGACAAUAAAGGAAGGAGAUGUGCCAGUGUUCAUGCCAUGCCUGUUCCAGAGAUACAAUAAGGUCAACCUCUCAGUAACUCUGAAUUCUUUAAACUUCCAUAGAACAAAUGUUGUGGAAGAUUAAAUCAAGAUACAAGCCUUAAAUAACAGAGUAUUUACAAUUUUUAUUUAUUGCAAAACAUUAAAUUGUGAAACAUUCACUACUUUUCACUGUGGCAUUGCAGCUUCUUAAAUUAUUAUUUUUUUGUAAUUGCACAUUUCUAUUUUGAGUGUAUAUCACAUUUAUUUUAAAAGGCCUUCUGUACAAUAUUGUUUGUGGGAGGCCCUCUUGGAAAACCCUUAGCAGUGAAAUAAUAGAUCCAAAACAAAUGACCAUGGUGAUUUGGGUCUCAAAAUUGUAUAAAAUACUUGGGAAUGCAGUACCAAAAUCAUACUGAACAGAGGGUUCAUCCAUUUUGUUGCCCUCUGCUAGCUAGCCAAAGUGUGCAAUUGCCACCAACACUUAUGAUUCCCCCCCCCCAAGCUAUGCAGUGCCUUGGACUGGCUCAGAUUUCUCACUGCUUUCAGGGCCUCUCUGUGGCUCAGUGUGUGGUUGGGAGAUUGGCUACCCUUCUUCAGGUGGGGCAUUUCUUUUAAAAAUGCAUUGUUAGGUCCUAGAUAUAUCCUCUUCCAUCCCAUAAGUCACUAACUGUUCUGCCAUUAUGCUGUUCACAAAUAACAGAUGGGACUUACAGCUGUAGCUGGAACAAAAUUACAAAUCUGAAAUUCUAUUCUUGUUAAGCUGCUUGCAUUCCUUGGUUUUAUCAUGGUGUCCUGAGUGAUACUAAUGCAGUGUAAAUUAAUCCAAUGACUGGUUUUAUUAAAUGUAUUUACAUAAGAACAGUUGUACUCUCGCAAACAAUAA
Rhineura floridana is the source of this 1855-nucleotide messenger RNA. RefSeq names its product HIG1 hypoxia inducible domain family member 1A (gene HIGD1A). The record is from RefSeq and is a predicted model, not a curated record. Bases 114 to 404 code for a protein of 96 amino acids. NCBI's taxonomy places the organism in Eukaryota, Metazoa, Chordata, Lepidosauria, Squamata, Rhineuridae. Gene Ontology annotation, cellular component: mitochondrion. Gene Ontology annotation, biological process: mitochondrial respirasome assembly; negative regulation of apoptotic process. The transcript is spliced from 4 exons.